Messenger RNA from Anopheles darlingi, 2194 nucleotides. RefSeq names its product hepatoma-derived growth factor-related protein 2. The transcript is spliced from 3 exons. Bases 242 to 1606 code for a protein of 454 amino acids. The record is from RefSeq and is a predicted model, not a curated record. Lineage: Eukaryota; Metazoa; Arthropoda; Insecta; Diptera; Culicidae.
GUUGACGGCGGUGGCUUACACGACGCUCCCGUGAAUUUUCUCGUGUUGCACCGUGUGAUUUCCACUUUUCAGCCUUUUCAUUCCCCCCAGAUUGUGCGUUUUUCGUAGAACCAACAGCGCACCUGACAAAGCGAAUCCGUGCAAGUCAACAUCGGGGUUUUCCACUUUGGCCAACUAUCCGAACGAAGAACGUGACGGUACAUGUUCGUGCGUGUGUUGUUCAAGCGAGUUGCAAAGGAAAAUGUCGGAUUCUAGCGCGAAGCCGGUUGAGGAAGUUCCGACCCACGGAACACCGACAAAGCGCACGCCAAAACGGAAGGCGGAUGCAUUCCAGAAGGAAAGCGAAGAGUUGCUGAAAACGCUCGGUGUUAGCACGGAGGACCUAGAAGAUGGGCGUCGUCGGACGAGAUCGAGCGCUCGCGGUGUCACAGCAACACCACCGACCACGCCGGCAACACCGCCUGCUAAGCGCGCUCGAGGCACAAUCGCAACAGCAUCAAAGGCAUCGCCAUCAUCAGCGGCGGACUCACAGAAAGCUACCAGCAAGUCUACUCCCAAGAAGCGAGGUGGUCAAGUAGCCGAGCCAAAAAAGAUUGAUCUUCAAGAAGAAGAACAGCCGAAAGUAGACAAAACAUCUGCGAAAUCGAAGGACACAUCCUCCGAAAAGAUGGAAACUGAUGCUGCCCCUCCUGCGACUGUGGUCAACACGGCCAGUGAAGUCACCAGUGAAGCAAAGGAAGAAGCACCCGUGGUCAAGGAUAAAGACACACCGAAGGCCAGCGAGGAAAGCCAGAAGCAGGAAGAAGUAUCCUCACCCAAGGAAACGGCGGAUGUUAUCGAAAAAGUCGUUGCUAACGACACGUCGGAAACGAAGCCAUCUUCCGAUUCUUCGUUAACUGUUACGAAAGUCCAGGAUGAAAAGCUACCGAGUGAAUUAGAAGCGAUAGUGGCGAAAGAUGAUGGUAGUGAGACGAAGAAGCCAUCCGCUGAGGAAACGACGAUUGACAAACCGCCUUCGGAAGCGAUGGAAGUAGACGCACAGAAGAGCACGGUAGAGGCUCCGGAAAGCGUGGUGGAGCAGCCCAAAGCUGUUGUUGACCCGGCUGAGAAAGCUUCCGACAAUGUGGACGCAACCGUUGCAGGAUCCACACCAACGAAGAAGGAAGAUGAUGUUAAAGUGGAUGAAAAGGAGACACCGGUAGCCCCGGAUGCCCCAACGGAAGUUGUGGCUAACGGCGAGGUAGCGACCCCGAUCAUCUCCGAAGCAGCACCAGCGGAAGUACCAGCCGAAAAAGAAGUGCAGGAGACGAUCCAGGCUAGCACUGUUACUGAAGCGUCCGCAAAGAACGACGUAGAAACUGUUGUGAAGCCGAAGGAUGCUGCUUCCGAAGUAGAUGCAGCUUCUAUUAAAACUCCAAUCGUUGGAUCGGAUAAUUCAUUGGCUAAAGUAGAAGAAACCGUCAGUAAAGUAGAGAGCAAUAGUGUUGAUUGCGAUCGUAAAGAAGACAGCGCUGUUGAGAAGAUCAAUUCGAUCGCCGAGCCGAAGAUCGUUUCGACGGAAUCAGCGACAGCGGUGGCGGAGGCAGCACCGGCGGCGGCCCCAUAAAGCAAGCCCGAAUCGUUCACCGGUUACCAGUUGUUGUUCCGCUUCAUUUUCUUUUAGCUAGUUGCCGAGUUUAGUUAUCGCGAGAGGGCACCAAAUGGCUACUUUGCGCGAAUUCGUAGACUCUAGAAUAGUAGUGACAGCGCAGGGUAGUUCUCAAGUGCAUAUUCGAAAGAUUUCUCCAAAGUGCCGAUAGUAUAUAAGAUCUGUUUCCUCCUUUACUUCAAAGAACCGGUAAGAGGUUUUCGAUAAAUUUUACUUUGGACGAGAGGAAAGUCGUCAUACUGUAUCGUCACACGAACAUGAUUCGUGAUCGGUAACAAAAGGGAAAAAACUGUUACCUUUUCUAAGAAGUUUAUUUUCGAUCCCUUUUGCCGCGGUUUUUCCCUAUUCGGAAUCAACUUAACUAUACUAUACGAGCCAUAUUGGAAGGUAUGGAACACGUAUAAAAAUACAUUUAUAAUUGAAGUUUACUUUUUGGAAACAGAACAGCAAAAUUUGAUGCGCGCAAUGCACUGCUUUCUUUUGAAUUUAGAUCAAGCGUUAAUAAACCGGAAAUAAAGUAGAGACUAAUCAGAAAAUGGCUAAAAA